Spirometra erinaceieuropaei is the source of this 1385-nucleotide messenger RNA. NCBI's taxonomy places the organism in Eukaryota, Metazoa, Platyhelminthes, Cestoda, Diphyllobothriidea, Diphyllobothriidae. The record is from the annotation of a GenBank genome assembly.
AUGGUGCGUCAGCUCCAUGAUGACAUAAUGACACGCAUUAGGGACAAUGGAGCUGUCUCGGAGGAAUUCGCAGUGACCAGCGGAGUAAAACACGGCUGUGUCCUCGCGCCUACCCCCUUCAGUCUUAUGUUCCCCUCAAUGCUGAUGCACGCUGGACGCGACGAACGCCCCUGGAUCCACCUCGCCUACGGGACGACCGGCCACCUCGUUAAACUGCGCUGGAUGCCCUUCCGGUCGCAUGUAUCCACAGUCACCAUCCAUGAACUUCUUUUCGCCGAUAAGCACAUCGGGUUCCUCAUUGCCAUACGGAACUGUGAGUAAACUUUUUAACCAUCGGAGGAUGCAAAUGUAUUAUUACUCGAUUUUUGCAUUCAGAAAAGCUCCCACAAAUUUGGGGGCUGAAUCCGCUGAACUACUGUACCGUAGCGAUGGCGUUUGUGGUCUCUGAAAACAUGGGCGGUCUCAUCAGGGACAUUUUCUUUGGCCAACAGCGACAGCUGUUCGUCGGCGCUUCUGGUUGGACUAACCCUAAUUUCACGAAAGAAACUGGCGACUGAUAAUAUCCGAUACCGUGCAACCCCUCACUUCUUGACGGUCGAGAGUUUGUCGCCAGCAGUUUUUUUUUUCUCCUGAAUCCUCCAAACUACGAAAACUACAUUCAACUUUAUUUCUAUUCCUUUUCCACAGGAGUUUUUUUCACUGCUGGCCGGAUUAGUGUUUAACGCUUCCCUGACAAUUCCUGUAAACUUGCAUGAAAAAAUUACUAUUAUUAUUAUUAUCAUUAUUUGGUCGUGUUCCUCCACAAACAACGUCCAUUAAGAAAGCCAGACUGAAACAGCUCCUUCUCAGCGCGAUCACGGAACUCUCACGCAUGUCACAUGUACGUUGCUCAACCCGAGUUGUGGGCAAUCGUGGUGCUUAUGUUUGAGGAGCCAGGUCGAGCAUGUGGCGCGCGUAAACAAUGUCAAUGUGUGCAAAUUAUUUAACCACCAGACGAUGCAGAUUUAAUCGCGUUCCUCCACAACCUCCGUCCACUAGGAGAGUCAGACUAAAACAACAUUCUUCCUCAGCGUGUUCACGGCACCCCCACGCAUGUCAGAUGCACGCUGCUCAACGCGAAUUUUGUGUAAUCAUGGUGCUCCUCCUCCUCCUCCUCCUCGUCCUCCUCAUUCCCGCCUCCCAUCUCGCUCACUCUGGCAGCCGGCAGUGUUCGUUCCCUUCUAGACAAUCCGGGGGACACCGGACCGGAACGGAAGACGGCACUAGUAACUCGAGAACAAGCGCUAUACAAGGUGGACAUCAUCGCACUCAGAGAGACCCGAUUCUCCGAACAAGGCCAACUGGAGGAGGUUGGUGCCGGCUACACCUUCUUUUGGAGCGGUUGA